GACUAAAGUCCCGAAAGUGUAGAAUGGAAGCUUCAUCAGCAACCGAAAUUAUGAUGAAGAGGCAGGUGUUCGAAGAGUCAACAUUUAUUUCAAGAGUUGAGAGUUGUUACUGAAUUUAUCACAGGCACUUGGAAUUGUUUUGAAGAUGUCAUCACUAGAAGUUACCAACUAAACAUUCCACAUAGUUAUGAGAUUUGAAGUACUAUUUAGUGUUGACAUGUUGAACUUCAGAUACCGCAACAGUUGUACAGAGUUCGAAUACUAGCUACACCAUCAGUGAUCCAGUGUUUGCCUCAGAGGAAGAUGAUAUAAAUAAGAUUAUAAGGCAGGAUCAACAGAACUACCAGGAGGACAGAAUAAUGAAAAAAACCUUGUCACUACAGCAGCAGAUAUUUGACAAAAGUUCAUGACCUGCCUAAAGCUAUGGAAUGGUUACCUCCUUAAAAGAAAGUCAAGUUUAAAAGUUUAAUGUUUACCACUUCUGUCAGAUGAAAAUGUAACUUUAUUUAAUCGAAUUUUUAAUAAUAUAAUCAAGAAUCAUGCUGCGGAACAAAUCUUUUAGAAAACAAUCAAGAAAGGUGCGCUGUUUUAUGCUUUUUGGAUCACUGUGUACUGCAUUUAUUAUAAUCUUAUUUACUAAUUAUAGACAAGGGAAUGUUAGUUAUAUUACAGAAGAUACACACUUUGCUUCACGGAAACUUUUAAACACAUCAGACACCGAUGAUAGUCUUUAUCCUCCCGAUGCAUUUACAGAUGAACAAUUAAAGGAUGGUGCCGUCGUCUUACAUGUGAUUGGACUGAUAUAUAUGUUUAUAGCGUUGGCAAUUGUAUGUGAUGAGUUCUUUGUACCAGCUCUUGGAGUUAUAAUAGAGAGAUUUAAAAUAACCGAGGAUGUAGCUGGAGCAACAUUUAUGGCUGCUGGCGGUAGUGCUCCAGAACUUUUUACGAGUCUAUUUGGAAUCUUUUUUGCCAAGAAUAACGUUGGUAUAGGAACCAUUGUUGGAUCUGCUGUGUUCAAUAUUUUAUUUGUGAUCGGUAUGUGUGCUAUAGUUAGUAAAACAGUUUUAAAUCUGACAUGGUGGCCAUUAUUCAGAGAUGUUACGUUUUACAGUGUAGACUUAAUAUUACUUAUUGCAUUUUUUUACGAUGAGGUCAUUAAAUGGCACGAAGCGUUGAUAUUAUUUUUUGGAUAUGUUGCUUAUGUUCUUUUCAUGAAGUUUAAUGCACAAAUAGAAGACAGAGUAAAAAGCUUCUUGAAGAAACGAUGCAACAAAGUUGAAACACAAGAGAGACCAGAACGAAGUUUAAGUAUGCCAAUUUUACAUGCAGGAGGGAACAGAUUUAGACAUGGAAUAUUAGACCUGAUCAUUCAUUCAAAUCACCACAACUUACAUGAAGCAAAGCCCCACGAAAAAGCAGUACAUCUUCAUGCACUGGAGACACUGAAAGUUGUGAUAGGGGUCACUACACCAGGGCAUGGAGAUCACAAUGGGCAAACAAAUCAUAAUGGUUCUGUAGACCAAGAAAAUAACAAAUUAACUGCUUAUACAAAUGGACAUAUUACCUCAGAUAAUGGUGGAUUUGUGUUGAAUGAAGGGUCAAAUGACAUAGCCGUGUCACGAGUGUCACCAAUAACUCCAGAAACACCUGAUGGAGAAGACAAAAAGGAAGAGCUACAAGAAGAAGAAGAACCAUUAGAUCUUAGCUGGCCUAAGGAAUGGAGAAAAAGAUUGAAUUAUAUUUUAGUAGCACCAAUAAUAUUUCCACUGUGGAUAUUUUUACCUGAUGUUAGAAGACCAGAGAAGAAGAGAUGGUUUAUAAUAACAUUUUUUGGCAGUAUUUUAUGGAUUGCUAUCUACUCAUACCUCAUGCUCUGGUGGGCUGCCACAGUGGGCAGAACCAUAGGAAUACAAGAUGAGAUAAUGGGUCUGACAAUAAUAGCAGCUGGUACCAGUAUCCCUGAUCUCAUCACCAGUGUAAUAGUAGCUAAAAAAGGAUUUGGAGACAUGGCUGUAUCCAGUUCUGUGGGAAGCAAUAUUUUUGAUAUUACAGUAGGAUUGCCGAUACCAUGGUUAAUAUAUUUGGCCAUCAACGGAGGAGUGGUUGAUGUGAACAGUAACGGACUUGUUUGUUCCAUUUUCUUGUUAUUUGUCAUGCUCAUCACUGUGAUUGCUACAAUAGCUAUAUCGAAGUGGAAAAUGAGUAAACCUUUAGGAGGGUCCAUGUUAGUACUGUACGUGGUUUUCGUUGUUCUUAGCGUGCUCUUAGAGGUCAGUGUCAUUAAAUGUCCUGUUACUUGAGAGAUAAUACAGAAGACUGAAGACAUUUUGGCAAUGACGGUCAUAGUAAAGAGUAGUCAUAGUGAACUACAAAACAUUUAAGUUGAACUAUCAUUUAUUUAUGAGGCUGCGGUCAACCGUAUCAUGUAAAAGUUUCUUCAGGAACUGUAUCCUCAUAACGUUGAUGAAUAGAAAUGGUCCAGUAACACAGUACACAGCUAUAGUUACUUUAGCCUCAUAAAGAAGAUGAAAAGAAAUGCUGCCCAUUGAAGUGUUAUAUAACAACAGCAAUAGUUAUUCUGUCCUUGUAACUUUGACGAUAAAGUAACACAGCGCGUUACAACAUAAUAUAACAGCACCAUGUGACACCACCACCUUCUGUGUAGAUAACAAUUAAAUACCAUUUUUGUUAUUGUUAAUUCUGUUACAUUUAUCACUAAGCACCAAUAUAAUUCAUGUCACUUCAUAUCACUUAUGACAGAUAGUUUGGGGAUUUUUUUUGCUGCCUUAGAAAUUUUACACAUUUUUAGUCUAGGGCCAAAGUAUUUGGUAAAAAGAAAAAAAGUUUCUGGGAAAGACUCAGUAAAAAUUUCUUCUAAAUGUUAAAUCUAACUUGAUAUAAUUCUCAUCUCACCUUUUCAUUUAGGAAUAAUCCACUUUCCAAAUCAUGUCUGGAGUCAGGCAGCAGAUAUCCAUAUCAAUGUUUUUUUUCUAUUCUCAAUACAGUUGACUAUUUCAUUAAAUGGUUUAUAUGUUAAAACAAAAAAAUUGAUCAACAAAGCUUUUUAUUACUGUGUGAAAGACAAAUACAUUCCAUGAAAGUUUAGAUUCCAAAGAGUGUUUUUAAAAUAAUCCUGAUUGUAUACCAUGCAUAUGGUCUUACAAUUUUUAUCUUGUUGGCCUUCAUGGGCAAUUCAAAAUAUUUUAAUGUGAUUUUUACCCAAUUAUAUUGUGGUAGUAUUAAAUGGAAAAAGACUAACAAUUCCAACUUUACUAUACUUUUCUUUUUGAAUAAGAGGAAAGGAAAUUUUUCUUGAAGAAAGUUGAAAAUUAUUUCCUAUAAGAGUUAAACUUAAUAAACAAUUCUCUGAAGAAGAAUUCUUUUCUCCAAAACUAAUGAAAUUCAAAUAGGAUUGUUAAUAUAAAUAAUUAAAGGAGUUUAGAUGAAUUUGUGUAUUUUACCAGAAAUAUUGAUAAAAUAGUUUAAUAAACGGUAAAGGGCUCAAUUUUAUAUUUUUAUUACAUUUAAAAACUUUGUAUAGUACGUAUAUAUAUGUAUUGUAAGUGAGUAGUGGCAGGUUUACAUACAAUGUCCUUAGCAACUAUAAAAAUAUCUGAAAAAUUAACGAAACAAUCACCUUAUAAAUCAUGAUCAUCAACCAUUAAAUGUAUAUUUUAGCCAUUGUGAUUUUCUGUAUUUCAUAUGACCAAUUUCGCUUUUUUUUACCAGCCAAAAAUAUCAUUUUUUUUCUGAAAUUCAGUGAAUGCAGUAGGAGAACAGAUUUGAAAUUUCUCCCUUUUUCAAUUUAACAAUAAAUGUUGAUUGUUUUAUGUGACUCAACAGACAUUAAGAAUAACUAUUUAGUUAUGAAAUAUUCAUUUUUUUGUUAAUUUCAAUACGAAUUUAAGCAAUAAUACCCAAAACUGACUGGAAUCGAGGGAAAACCUUCUUAAAGUUUUGCAAUAUUGUUUUUCAUUUGUAAAGUUUAAAAAUGCAUUUAUUAUAAAUAUAUGUGAACAAUAAAUCUGUAGUCAAUUGUACUAGCACAAUUUAUGUAUAUAAAUACGGCACAUGUGUUUAUUUACAAUUUUACUUUAAAUAGCCAAACUGUAGAAACAAUACCAUGUUUUAUUAUCUUAAUAGUAACAUUUGAAUCGACUUAGUCUUAUUCAAUAUUUUUUUUUUUUUUUCAGUUUUUGUUGUUUUUGUUAUAACACAGUACAAUUUAUUGAUUCAGCAUUUAAGUUAUAUUCUAUUUUGUAGUAGGACUUGUUUUUUUUUUCUUAAACAUAUGUUUGUCCCUUUUUUGUUAUCCACAGGAGUUGGUUCACUAAAUCAAUUUAUUUUCACCGCCAUUAUGUGAUGAAAAUUUGAUAAAAACAUAUCCAAUAAUUUCAGUAAAAACAUCAGUUAUCACACAUUGAUCAAGACAUACAUAUAUUAUUUACUUUAAAAAUUAAAGUUUUAAAAAUAAUCUGUACAAUGAAGUUUGUUUUCUGGCUGUAUGCCUUUUUAAACAUUUUUACAGAAGUUAUUUUUUCCAAGGCAUAUACAAAAAAUUGUCUAAUCAGAAAGUCCAUAAUCAUUUUAUUGGGAGAUGAACUUCAAGAAGUUUGUAAGGUCUGUUCUUUGGUUCAAAAUAUUUGACUAUCAUCAAGAUUACACAUGCUGGUGUGUCUUGUCUGCAGCCUGCUUUACUGACCACUAUCCCUAUGUUGAGCUUUCCUUAGGCACCACAAAAACUGGUGUUAUCUUCACAUUCUAUAUUAUUUAUUUUAUUUAUGAAAUAAAUAGAAUGAUAAAUAGUCUACUCUUUUAGUGGCGAAUUAUCAAAAUAUAAAGAUGUUUGUUACUCACUGAUUAUUUGACCUUAUAGGUUAAUGCUCAUUUUAGUUUGGUACAGUAUUAUUUAACUCUAAGUCAUUUUAUUUUUUAUAUAACUUUUUUAUUUCUGUAGAAAGUCUUUUUUUGUCUAGUUAUUUAAUAUAUGUGUAUUUUAGUCAUCUAAUAUAUUCUAAAGCAUUUUUUAAUACCAAGUAUAGGUAUGGACAGAAAUGAAGUGAUUGUUAUAAUCUUAUUAUAUUCGUCGCUUAAGUUUACAGAAUAAUUUUUAAUUAAUUUGAUCUUUGAUACUUACAUUUUACUUAAUUCAAAGUCCUUGAAACAACUAUCAUACAAUUUGACAGAAAAAAUUAAUAGUAAAAUAAAAGAAAAAGAAAUGCUAAUAACUAUGAGCUUUAUAUCUUACACUAUGCUGAAUAUUUUCUAUCUUAAUAGUUUAUAUAUUAUAUUGAUAUACUCUACAAAGUAUUGCAUUCAUUUACUUUGUUUAAAAACCUUGUUAUUGUUUAUUGCCUUUUUUUUUAGAUUUUAUUAUCUAGUGCUGGUUAGCUGGAGGAGAUUCAUGUAUAUAGGUUGUUAUUUAAUAAUUUCUGACCUAUUUAUUUUUUAUGGACAUAAAAAUAAAUAAUUUAUUGAAAUAUAAACUAUUUUGUUUUGUAAUAAUAAUUGAAAUGUGAACCAUUCGUUGGUAGGGGUAAUAUUAGAAGUGUGUCAAACAUUUAUUUUAUGGUUUUACAUAGAUAUGAUGUAUAAAUUGUUUUAUUACUUUUUGAUAAGAAUGCCUGAAUGAAUUAUUGGUUUCUACAAAAUCAAUUGAGACUCAACUUACCUAAAACUAAUUGUUUAACCAUACAAUAGACUUUUUAAAGCACUUUGACCAAUAUUUUUCAACAUCAACUUUAGGUAAACCAUUGGAGUAAAAUGAAGGGUGAUGCUGAGGUUAUUAAUUGGAAAUAUUUUGCAAUGAAAUUUUUAUAUGCUAGUUUGUACAAACUUGUGAAUUUCAGCCAUAAAGGUUCGUCCAGCUUCCUAAACCUUCUUGGUAUUCAAAAUAGAACUGUAGCUCUUUUCCACAAAAAAACUUAUGAUAAAAAUUGAUUGUAUGUUAUUCUUCUUCUAUCAAUAUACAGUGUAACCAGUGUAAAGCGACACACUUGGGGACUAGAAAAAAAGGUUGGAUUAGGUAGGGUGUCGGAAUACUCAGGUGUCGGGUUAUGCAGGUUAAACUGUUCUGAAAUGCUCUUGACUUACAAUUAAUUUUUCUCUUUAGAUUUAUUUUGGAAAGAUUUGCUGAUCAUUAUUUUAAAUCAUUAUAAUCAAAAAGAUGUUGGAAGAUUUUUGAAGAUACUGCUGAUGAGAAUGUUAACAUCAUUUCUCAGAGAGUAUAGAAAAAUUUGAUAAAGUUUCAAAAAUUUACUUUCAACUUGUAUUUGUAGAGGUUACAUCAAUAAUUAGAGAGCAAUAAACAUUUAGAAUCUUAUUCUGAAACUUUUAUUCUUAACGCUCUCAAAAAUAGAAAAUAUUUAUUUAUAAAAGCUUUUAUUUCAAUUAUUUAUAUUGUUUCCAUAAUGUCCAUGGUAAUAAUAGUUAUAUUGAGCCAAAGUGCACCCUGUGUUAGUACAGUGUUUUGUUUGAAUUGUUUGUUAUAUUUGUUUAUUAUUGACCAUGACUUGUGAUUAUGUGAUAUUAAUUGUUUUUCUCCGUCCGUUAUCAUUAAAGUUUUUUUAGAGAACCUUGA
This is a messenger RNA of Mytilus trossulus (common blue mussel), 6580 nucleotides long. RefSeq names its product sodium/potassium/calcium exchanger 1-like. Gene Ontology annotation, biological process: calcium ion transmembrane transport; intracellular calcium ion homeostasis. Gene Ontology annotation, cellular component: plasma membrane. Gene Ontology annotation, molecular function: calcium channel activity; calcium, potassium:sodium antiporter activity. The record is from RefSeq and is a predicted model, not a curated record. The coding region runs from base 540 to 2300 and encodes 586 amino acids. NCBI's taxonomy places the organism in Eukaryota, Metazoa, Mollusca, Bivalvia, Mytilida, Mytilidae. The transcript has 11 exons.